AUGGAGAGCAAAUUGAGGAAAUGGAGAAAAAAACGUGACUUCUUGAAGCUACUGCAGUACAGAGAAAAUAAUGCUGAGGCCUCCAAAUUUCUCAAACAACAUUCACAGUUCACAGAUACCCUAAUCAAAAGGCUAGGCUUAGAAUAUGAGUUGGAGGGCCAUCAAGGAUGUGUGAAUUGCUUGGAAUGGACCUCAGAUGGAAGGCACUUGGCUUCAGGAUCUGAUGAUACAAAUAUCAUACUAUGGGAUCCAUUCAGACACAAAAAAUUGCAAGUUAUUCCUACACAUCAUAUUGGGAACAUUUUUUCAGUCAAGUUCAUAGGUCAUUCUCAAAAUGAAAUUGCCACUGCUUCAGGAGAUUGCAGAGUACUAGUGCAAUCAAUUUCAUCUGCUGUUGCAAAAGCACCACCCAUACUUGAUUGCAGUUGUCAUGUGAAUCGUGUUAAAAGAUUAGCAACAUCUCCUUUAGAACCCACUCUAUUCUGGUCUGCUGCAGAAGAUGGUCUUGUUAUGCAAUUUGAUUUGAGAGAACCUCAUGAAUGUUCCCUGACUAAUAAAAAAGUGUUGAUAGACUUGAGUCACAAUUUUGGCGAAGUCAAAUGUAUCACUGUGAACCCUACCAAGCCAUAUUACUUAGCAGUAGGGGCCAAUGAUUGCUAUAUUAGAUUGUAUGACCGUAGGAUGCUGAAAACUUGUACUAUUGGUGCUGGACACAGAGCAGAGAGGACGCACCUGUUCCUUCCCCGUUUCCAGCCGCCGACGAAAGAGCAAACACCCGAAGACAAAGACCUCAUCGACCCGAACUGCUGCCAGUACUACGCGCCCGGCCACCUGGCGGUCGAGAACGCCACCACGACCAGCUUCAAGCUGGCCGCCACGAACGUCGCCUUCGACGCCACCGGCGCCGAGAUGCUGGUCAACAUGGGUGGCGAGCAGAUUUACCUGUUCGACGUAAACAAGUCGCGGCAGGUGGACGAGAUCCGGGUGCCGAGGGUCAGUAAGAGGAAGAAGGGUCUGGCUACGUGCAACAAGUGUAGCAGCGGGGAAACAAAUGGUCAUGAUAAUAUCAAUCAUAACGAAUUGUGUGAAGAAAAUUGUUCAUGUUUCUAUAUACAGAGAGCUCAAGAAUGUUGCAAUAGAAAAUGGAUGGGAGAUGUGUACAAUGCAACACGAGACUAUUUGCAUGUGAUACAAAACUGGCCUGACAAUAUUCAAGCUUAUAUUGGGCUAAUUGAGAGUUUGAUUGACCUAAACUGGACUGAAGAAGCUUCCAAAUGGCUGGAUUACUUUUGUAAUCUCCAGAUCAACAACAAUAAUCAUUGCAAGAUUGAUUUAUUGCGUAGAAGAAUAGAAAGAAUACAAAUCAAUAUUGAUAGAGACAAAAAUAAUGCUGAGAAUGGUGAUGAAAAAGAGAGAUUCCUCAGGAAAAUUGAUGAAACUGAAAAGAGGAGAAGACUGGAAUCAAAGGAUUUUGAAAGCAGAUUUUUGGGACAUUGCAACACUACCACUGACAUCAAAGAAGCUAAUUUCUUAGGCGAAGAUGGUAACUAUAUUUGUGCCGGUUCAGAUGAAGGUAUCAUAUUCGUAUGGGAGAGAAAAAGAUCGAACAUAGUGACGGCUCUUUUUGGCGACGUAUCGAUUGUCAACUGUGUCCAACCUCACCCUAGUGCCUGCUUUAUAGCUUCCAGUGGAAUCGAUUCCGGCGUCAAAUUAUGGUCACCCUUACCCGAAGAUGACAGCAUAAAUCCAAGAAUAGUAAUAGAUAUUGCUGAAGUUGUGAGGGCAAAUCAGGAGAGAAUGUCGAUGGAUCCUUUUGAAUCCAUGCUGGUGAAUAUGAGUCACAGAAUUCCUGGUAUCAACGUACAACCAAUGUCAGAAACUGAAGUACCAGCAUGUCGAACUUCUUGA
Molecule: messenger RNA, 1908 nt
Organism: Phaedon cochleariae (mustard beetle)
Lineage: Eukaryota; Metazoa; Arthropoda; Insecta; Coleoptera; Chrysomelidae
Source: the annotation of a GenBank genome assembly